Anopheles bellator is the source of this 492-nucleotide messenger RNA. Its product is annotated as myosin regulatory light chain sqh. NCBI's taxonomy places the organism in Eukaryota, Metazoa, Arthropoda, Insecta, Diptera, Culicidae. Gene Ontology annotation, cellular component: myosin II complex; cytoplasm. The record is from RefSeq and is a predicted model, not a curated record. Gene Ontology annotation, molecular function: myosin heavy chain binding; calcium ion binding. Gene Ontology annotation, biological process: locomotion; post-embryonic development. Bases 1 to 492 code for a protein of 163 amino acids. The transcript has 3 exons.
AUGGAUUUUCUUAAGGAUCUCAACCAACCGAAGGUGUACGAGCUGAAGAAAGCGUUCUGUCUGUUCGACCUCGACGGGGACGGUGUGAUCAGCGAACAGGACUUGAGGAACACCUUCCUGACGCUCGGUGUAGACAAGUCCGACUUCGACAUCGAUCAGAUGUUCGACGGGGUAGUGCAGCCACUGAACUUGGACGUGUUCCUGCUGCUAAUCCUCCAGCGGGCGAACGGGCUGGCCCCGCAGGACGUUAUGCUCAGUGCAUUCCGGAUGUGGGACAAGGCCAACGUCGGCUACAUCGACAAAGAGCGGUUUAUUAACGACAUCACAACGUUUGGCGAUCGUUUCACGCUGGGAGAGGCUCGGGAAGCGCUCGAGGAUGCGGUCAUCAGUCGCGGACCGCAGCUGAACGCCGACGGCCAGUUGAUGGAGAAGCUCGAUUACAUGGACUUUGCAGAGAGCAUUUCCGGUUUCCAGAAGACGGAUCACAAGUGA